UUGUGUAAAAUUUCUCCGAAACGUCAGAAAGUUUUUAUUUUCGGAAUGUUUAAAUCAGAAAAACGUGUAAGCUACGGAACCAAGCGUAUCCGCGGCAGCAAACUGAGUUGGGCGGUGGGCAAGAAGACGGUGAUGUGUGUCGGCACCACGAGCAUGGUCUUUGUCGCCACCGUGGAGAACUUCCCGGAGGCAACCCACAACGAGGCCGCCGGUGGCUAUUGGAUUCGCGGUGGCAACGCGUCGAACAACUGCACGGUGCUCUCCAAUCUGGGGGUCAAGGUGGAGUUCUUCGGGAUGCUGAGCAACCUCAGUAUGUACCAGCUUCUCGUUGACGAUCUGACUGCACGCGGCAUCAUUGUGGAGAACUGCCCGACUUGCAGUCAAAGUGCACCCUUCUCAUCGGUCAUCCUCUCUAAAUCGCCGAGAGCGCGGAGCAUUGUAAUCUGCAACAGUAAUUUUCCCCACGUGGGGAUCGAGGAUUUCAGGAAGCUGGACCUCAGCAAAUACGGGUGGAUCCACAUGAGAGCUUUGUACUUCGAAAACACACUGGCAAUGCUCAAGGAGUUGGCGGCGUACAAUGCCUCCAAGGAGGAGAAGAUAAUAGUUUCCUUGGAGUUCGAUCACAAUCUGGAGGAGAUGUGGCCCCUGACAGAAUAUUGCGACUACGCUUUUUUCUCGAAGCAGCUGGCCCAACCGAAUGGAUGGACUUCGCUCGAGGAUGCCUGCAGUCAGCUGGAUGAGAAACUGCGCAUGCGAUGGGGUCUCAAUCUUAAGCGACCGUACGUGAUCGUCCUGUGGGGCGAUCAGGGUGCUGGAAUCAUGGAUCUCGAAGGGAACUUUACCCACUCCAAGCCGUACAAGCCCAGGCGAAUCAACAGUUUUUUAGGUGCCGGCGACACCUUCGUGGGUGCCGUCAUCUACGCACUUUACAUCCGGGAGAGAUCUUUGCCAGUUGCCGUGGACUUUGGCAAUCGGAUGGCCAGCUUCAAGAUGACCCGAAGCGGCUUCGAUCACAUCGCCAAUAUUCUACUUCCCCCAACUUUAUGACUCUAGUAGAUAAAUUUAGAAAAGGUAUACAUUUUAACCGAAUUCAGACUUAAACAUAUAUGUUGAGCAUGUGUAAACAAAAUCAGUAACAGUGAUGUAAGCUUUUUAUAAACCGACAUGUUUUAACAAUUUUAAAUGAAAGAAAUUUCAAAAUACAGUUUAAUUUUAUUUUAA
Messenger RNA from Drosophila ficusphila, 1221 nucleotides. Its product is annotated as ketohexokinase-like. Gene Ontology annotation, molecular function: ketohexokinase activity. Gene Ontology annotation, biological process: fructose metabolic process. Bases 46 to 1047 code for a protein of 333 amino acids. The transcript has a single exon. The record is from RefSeq and is a predicted model, not a curated record. Lineage: Eukaryota; Metazoa; Arthropoda; Insecta; Diptera; Drosophilidae.